UGCGCUCGUGUCGCCCCGAGGAAACGCACACGCCGUCCUUCUCCUUCGUUCGGGAGAGGUCGUAGGGUCGCGCGCUCCGUCGCAGACCGUCCCACCAACCUUCACGCGAUUCGCAUCGUUUGAGGGUUUUUCAGCUCGCGAGGGCGAGAUUUGAGAGAAACUCGGAGCGCCGAACGAUCGGACCGCCAUGGCUGCCUCCGACGCCUCCAAGCACGAUCUGACGUCGGAGCUCGGCAAGUUCCUGGAUCGCCACCUGGUGUUUCCGCUGCUCGAGUUCCUCCAGGCGAAGAAGGUGUACCCCGAGGCCGAGAUCCUCGAGGCUAAGAUCGCGCUGCUGCAGAAGACGAACAUGCUCGAUUUCGCCGCGGACAUCUACAAGAGUCUGCACAACGCGAAGGACGUGCCGCCGGAGAUGACCAAGCGCAGGGAGGAGGUGAUCGCGAACCUGACGGAGCUUCAGGCCAAAGCCGAGAAGGUGGUCACCUUCCUCAGCGACCCAACGCUCGUCAAGCAGCUCCGAAGCGACAAGGCGUACAACAUCAACUUCCUCAAGGAGAACCACGGCAUCGGCGAGGAGGACAUCGAUGCGCUCUUCCACUACGCCAAGUUCCAGUUCGAGUGCGGCAACUACGCCGCCGCGGCGGAGUUCCUGUACCACUACCGCAGCCUCUGCACCAACGGCGAGAAGGGCGGCAGCGCACUCUGGGGUAAGUUUGCCUCGGAUAUCCUCCAGCAAGACUGGAAUGCCGCGGUGGAGGACAUGAACAGGCUCAAGGACGCGGUGGAGAACCGCCAAUAUCCCUCGCCGUUGGCGCAGGUGCACGCGCGCGCGUGGCUCAUUCACUGGUCCUUGUUCGUCUUCUUCAACCACGAGAACGGCAGGAACAGCAUCAUCGACCUCUUCUUCCAGGAGCGGUACAUGCAGUCCAUCCAGGCGGAGGCGCCGCACCUCCUCCGCUACCUCGCCGCGGCUGUCAUCACCAACAAGCGCCGCCGAUCCAUGCUCAAGGACCUCGUCCGCAUCCUCCAAAACGAGCAGUACUCCGAUCCCAUCACGGAGUUCUUGGUGUGCCUCUUCGUCGACUACGACUUUGAGGCUGCGCAGCAGAAGCUCGCGCAGUGCGACGAGGUUCUCGCGAAUGAUUUCUUCCUGGUGGGCUGCCGGGAGGAGUUCAACGAGAACGCGCGGUUGUUCAUUUUCGAGACGUACUGCCGCAUCCACCAGUGCAUAGACAUCAACCAGCUGGCGAGCAAGCUGAACAUGGACCGCGACAGCGCGGAGCGAUGGAUCGUGAACCUCAUCCGCUCCACCAAGCUCAACGCCAAGAUUGACAGCGAGGCUGGGACCGUGGUGAUGGGCAGCGAGGCGCCGUCCAUUCACGAGCUUGUGGUCGAGAAAACUAAGGCGAUCACCGGUAAGACGUACGCUCUCACGCACGCCGUGCUCAGCAACACCCAGGGCGCGAUCGUGUAAGUAGCGCGGGUCAGCGCUCGCGGGUUAUGGGCUGUGGUGGGCCACAGGAUAUAGAAAAAUUCUCAAAUUUUGAUAAGAAAAGAGACGCGCUCUCCAACU
This is a messenger RNA of Micromonas commoda, 1573 nucleotides long. RefSeq lists its product with no specific name. The record is from RefSeq and is a predicted model, not a curated record. The coding region runs from base 188 to 1474 and encodes 428 amino acids. Gene Ontology annotation, cellular component: eukaryotic translation initiation factor 3 complex; cytoplasm; nucleus. Lineage: Eukaryota; Viridiplantae; Chlorophyta; Mamiellophyceae; Mamiellales; Mamiellaceae. Gene Ontology annotation, biological process: translational initiation. Gene Ontology annotation, molecular function: translation initiation factor activity. The transcript has a single exon.